GGAGCGCAGCGGGCGGCAGGGAGGGAGCGGGAGGGAGGCAAGAAAGUAGUAGAAAGUGAGGCUGGCAGGCGCCGGCAGGAAGUCUGUGCCCGAGAACAGCAGAAAUAAGAGCCUGGGAGAGACCACGGUGGCGGCGGCGAGAGCCCAAGAGGAAACUGAAGAGGAGGAAGCUGCGCCGCAGCCCGAGGCGGCUCCCCCUCCGCAGUGCACCCCAGGCCGCCCCUCCGCGCGGUGUUAGUCGGCCACGGCCCGGGAGAAUGGUGAGAGCAGCUCCUCCUAGAAAAAGCAGGCUGAAGACAUCAAGAUGACCUUAGAGUUCAAGGAGACCCUCGGAACGACUGCUCUACACUGGGCCUGUGUCAACGGCCAUGCGGAAGUAGUAACAUUUCUGGUAGACAGAAAGUGCCAGCUUGACGUCCUUGAUGGUGAAAACAGGACACCUCUGAUGAAGGCUCUACAAUGCCAGAGGGAGGAUUGUGCAAAUAUUCUGGUAGACUCUGGUGCCGGUCUAAAUAUUGUAGAUGUGUAUGGCAACACAGCUCUCCAUUAUGCUGUUUAUAAUAAGAAUUUGUCAGUGGUGGCAAAACUGCUGUCCCACGGUGCAGUCGUCGAAACGCAAAACAAGGCUAGCCUCACACCACUUUUACUGGCCAUAACGAAAAGAAGUAGCAAAUUGUGGAAUUUUUACUGA
Molecule: messenger RNA, 691 nt
Organism: Macaca mulatta (Rhesus monkey)
Lineage: Eukaryota; Metazoa; Chordata; Mammalia; Primates; Cercopithecidae
Source: RefSeq, a predicted model, not a curated record